AUGUCGGGAACAGCCGACAGCGACAGCGAGAUCAGCGGGCGAACCCAACAGAGCCCCCUCGCUCGGCAUAGAGCUGCCAAUGAUGGCCAGAAGAAGGGCAGAUUUGAGAACAUGUUCCCAAUGACCUACAAAGAAGGUUUCAGCCAGUGGUGGUGCGCGCCAACGGCAGCGCAGACCGAACACAAGGUCCUGUCAUAUGUUCCGUAUCUCCAGAAACCUCCAACACACACUCAGACUGGCUCAGAACCACCUUCGGUCAACCCUUCAGCAGUAUCAUUAAACAACGAUCCGGCGGCAAAAGCCGCCCCUGUCCGGACGAACUCCAUCAACGAUCCAUACGGUCCGCGAACAUGGUACUCCCGUAUGGUUGAGCUAUCAGGGAAGCACCGAGCGCUCAACGAAUUCUCCGUCGAGCGAAACCAGGAGCCAACGGAGCAGAAUCUCGUUAUAAUACAUGGGUACGGAGCCGGUCUGGGGUUCUUCUACAAGAACUUCGAGCCGCUGUCCCGUGCAAAGGGCUGGCAGCUAUACGCCCUGGACAUGCUGGGAAUGGGCCGCUCGUCACGGCCACCAUUCCGGAUUCACGGCAAGACCCGGGAGCAGCAGAUUACCGAAGCCGAGGAUUGGUUCGUAGACUCGUUAGAAGAAUGGCGCAAGAAGAAGAGGAUCGACAAGAUGACCCUCGUUGGGCACUCAAUGGGCGGCUACAUGGCUGUUUGCUACGCUCUGAAGUAUCCUGGAAAUCUCAAUAAGCUCAUCCUGGCAUCUCCUGUCGGUAUCCCGGAGGACCCCUAUGCAGUUCAAGCAGCCAUGCCCGAGCCACCUGAAUCUACACUCGCGAACGAGUUCACGCAAGAUCAAGAGACCGAGACCGUUCAGACCGACAACAACAACUUUCUCAAUGCUCGCAAGAAAGCCGAGGAGGAGCAACAAAGACGUGGCUCCCAACCAAGUCAGAAGACGUCGCCUGACGCCCCUCCCCGGCGCAUCCCUAAAUGGGUCACCUACCUCUGGGAUGCCAAUGUCUCGCCGUUCUCGCUCGUUCGUUGGUCUGGCCCCCUCGGCCCACGGCUGGUGUCAGGCUGGACGUCUCGCCGUUUCUCACACCUACCUCAGGAGGAGGCCGAGGCUCUGCACGAUUAUUCUUACAGUCUGUUCCGGCUACGUGGGUCCGGCGAGUACGCGCUUGCAUACAUCCUCGCUCCGGGCGCCUUCGCGCGGUCGCCCUUAAUCCGCAGAAUACAAGGCCUCGGCCGCCAGACUUUGCCAAACGGCACUCAAGAAAGCGGACUGCCAGUCGUUCUGAUGUACGGCGAGAACGAUUGGAUGGACAUCAAGGGUGGGUAUGCCGCCAAAAGGAAGAUCGACGCGGAACGUGAACGCGCAUUGGAGGGGAAGAGCGAGGAAGAGAGGAAGAACGACCAGGGCGGUGCAAAGGUCGUUAUCAUCAAGAAAGCAGGUCAUCAUGUCUAUCUUGAUAGCCCAGAUCAUUUCAACGAUGUGAUGAUGGGGGAGAUGAAAGACGUCGAAGAAAGAUCAAAGGGUUUGAGACGAGGAAGUGCGAGCGGCUGGGAGGUCGUGGAUCCGAGCACAGAGGAGACACAACAUGAUGUAAGAUAUUGA
Molecule: messenger RNA, 1623 nt
Organism: Cyphellophora europaea CBS 101466
Lineage: Eukaryota; Fungi; Ascomycota; Eurotiomycetes; Chaetothyriales; Cyphellophoraceae
Exons: 1
Coding region: 1-1623 (540 amino acids)
Biological process (GO): cardiolipin acyl-chain remodeling
Cellular component (GO): mitochondrial inner membrane
Molecular function (GO): A2-type glycerophospholipase activity
Source: RefSeq, a predicted model, not a curated record